AAACUAUUUGUUGGUUGCCGGCUGUCCCUACAAGGUACUUGGCUUGCCUCGCUAUUGAUUACGACUCCGGCCUUGACAGCUACUGCCGCAAACCGUAGUUUGCUAAUGUGAUCCUAGUCACACUAGUCAAUAACCAUCCACUAUGGAUGUAAAAGCCGUGUAGUAUGUCACCGAGCCAUGGCCUGCUGCUUCUCUAUCUAUUUCUGUUUCACUCAUGCCGUGAAUCGCUUGCAGCCAGCUUGUAUGGCUUAGAUUAUAAUCCGGAAGACUUCGUAGUUGCCCAGCCCACUUGCGUGCACCGGCUCCCACUUGCACAAGUCAGCCGGGGAUGGCGGAAGGAGGGAAUACGAUCUUUUGUUGUCCUCAACAACUCCAAGCUUGCCGAGGAGCUCAACAACAGCCCAUCAUCGCACAAGCACAGGGAAGCAUAUGGCUACUGGGACGAUGACUCAAUUGCCCAGGGCUCGUGGCGGGGCGGAAAUGUAGGCGACACACGCGCCGCGGCGACACCCUUCCUCGCGCACCGACACUUUGGGGACACCUACAAGUGGAUGCUGUACGGCGACGACGACACCAUCUUCUACAUGACAGGCGUGCUCAAGCUGCUAUCCCAGUUCGAUCCCGAGCAGCCGCUCGCGCUCACCGACAACAUCUGGUACUACUCGCUGCACCCCAGCCCCAGUGCGCCGCGCUGCCUGCCCUGCGGCUUCAACACCAGCAGCAUCAGCACGAAUCACAGCUUCACGCCCCGGCCCGCCUGCCCCUUCUGCACACGUGCUCUAGCCUGCGGAACCUAUAGCCCGCGCUACCGCUGCAACGCAACCCACAUGCAACACAUGGCCGACACGUUUGGGCCUUCCAUCACGAAUUUCCCGGCUCCUACCGGCUCCCAGAACCCCGGUGGGAAGGAUGGGAGUCAGGGUUGGGGUUUAGAUUCUGAUGACGGUGGUGUCGGUGUUCGACACCAAGCCGCUCACGAGGGCAUUGACGAAGAUGGGGCGGAGGAGGCGGAAGUAGAGGAAGAGGAAGAAGGAAGCCAAAGAGGGCGUUACGUAGCAGCAAUGCGGAGCACAGUUUCCAGCUACGCGGACUGGAUGAAGCGGCAUGCGGAUCUAAAAGCCGCCUACCCAGUAGAGUAUAGAUUCAAACCCGCCAUGGAUUGGGAGAUGCGAGAUCCUCCGACUCCGAAAUCUGGAUCUGAAUCAGAAUCCGUGGGUGCUGUGGAGGACAGCAUCGACAUCAACUACCGGCGCCGGCGGCGGAGAAGCCGCACGCUGCUGCAGGAAACUUCCACCACUGUCGACGGCCAUGGCAGCAGCAAUACCGGCAAUAGUGAAAAGCCCGGUCACAGCCGACCAAGCCGGGCGCACGUCAGCGACAGUGGUUUUCCGCAGCAAGAUGACGAACAACAGCAGCAGGGUGGCCAGGAGCAUCGGCACCAGCAGCAGCAACGGCAUCACCACCAACAUCAUCCGCGGCGGCGGCUGGCGGGCCGCUACCGGCCCAAGGAGCAGCCCUUCCUGGACGGAAGCCGCUGGUGGUCUGCGGCACUGGGGCGGGACGUGACGCAGGACGCAGCGGAACUGGAGGCGCUACGGCUGCCGUACCCCUUCUGCGCACGACAUGAUGACAGGUUGCACACGACCGCAGCGCCCAACUGCCUGGUCAGCAUCUCGGGGCACGGCGGCACCGGCAUCAUCUUCUCCGUGGGCCUGAUGCGCAUGAUAGCGCCGGAAGAUGCCAUCGCCUUCAUCACCAAGCAGAGGGGCUGCGGAGGCGGAGACUGCCUGCUUGGCAGGACGCUGUGGUUCCGAAUGGGCAUUGGCUUUACGGAUCCCGGCACGGCACUGCAGCACGGCGCAGAGCGGUACGAAAAGUUCACUCGGUUCAUUGACAGCAACCUCCAGAUGUCACACCUGCUCACGCUGGCUGACCCCACGGCGGUGCUGCUGAACCAGCGCAAAGGCACCGCCCGCACGCCCUCCUGCGAUAAGGCCUGUGUAUGGCUGAUCGAGAAUGUGGUGGGCACGCAUGUGCGUGCGCACAACCGGCAGGUCAACUCGACAGAGGCUGCCAUGGUCAAGCACCUGAGGACUCAUGCGCGCGCAUAUGAGUGGGUGAUGCAGGCGCGCGCGGAUCCCGAGGUUGCGGCUGGGAACCUGACUGUGGUGAAGUGGAUUCAGAGGCGGUACGGUGCUGCUACGGUGACGGGGGGUGAGGGAGUUAAGAAAGCGGUUCCGCGGGGGUAGAGGUACGGAGUCUUUGCUGGCGCUGCAAAUGCCGCUUUGGGUGGUGCGUCCGUGAUGGAGGCGCGAAUGGGGUAAAGGGCGUUUAUAUCCCGUGCGUGAACAUGUAAAUUGCUGAGUGCACAGGCGAGG
This is a messenger RNA of Astrephomene gubernaculifera, 2378 nucleotides long. NCBI's taxonomy places the organism in Eukaryota, Viridiplantae, Chlorophyta, Chlorophyceae, Chlamydomonadales, Astrephomenaceae. The record is from the annotation of a GenBank genome assembly.